AUGGGCUCCUCGACUGCGAAUGGCAGUCCCGGGGACCAUGUCUCCUUCGAGCCGAUUGCCAUUCUAGGGAUGGCCUGUCGUCUUCCCGGAUCUAUUACAUCCCCUUCCAGACUCUGGGACGCCCUGGUCAAUAAAACAUCCGUCCGGACACCAACUGUGCCCGAAAGUCGGUUCAAGAUCGAUGCGUUUUACCACAAAAACCUGAACAGACCCGGUAGUCUCAAUGUUCGUGGCGGUUACUUCCUUGACGGCAGUCCUCAUGACUUCGAUCCUAGCUUUUUCGGUAUGACGCCGGUUGAGGCCAUGUGGUUGGAUCCACAGCAACGGCGCAUACUCGAAGUUACAUAUGAAUGUCUCGAAAACGCCGGCCUGAGAUUGGAAGACGUUGCCGGGAAAGAUAUUGGGGUGUUUUAUGCAGCGACAGGAACUGAUCCUGGUCUUCUUAGCGCGAGAGUGUGUAACAUCUUCGAUCUGCGUGGGCCAAGCGCCGUGAUCAAUAGCGCUUGUUCUUCGUCUAUGACUGCUAUCCACCAAGCAUGCCUGGCUCUUCAGACAGGCAAAUGCGACGCCGCAAUUGCGGGAGGUGUGAAUCUAAUCAUUUCAGUAGAUCAACACAUGAAUACCACUAAGCUGGGAAUCCUAUCACCGACGUCCACCUGUCACACGUUUGAUGCUGCAGCAGACGGAUAUGGCCGUGCCGAAGGAGCAGGCGCCAUCUAUCUACGCAGGCUCAGUGAUGCGGUCCGCGAUGGUAAUCCGAUUCGUGCUGUUAUUCGUGGCUCAGCGCUAAAUACAAACGGCAAAGUGACGAACCAAGGGAUUACCCAUCCAAGUCUAGAGGGACAGGAAAGAGUCCUUCGUGCUGCUUACAAAAGGGCCGGCUUAGACCCAACGGACACAGUUUAUGUUGAAUGCCAUGGGACUGGCACACCAGUUGGCGAUCCCAUAGAAGUCAAAGCUAUUUCGAACGGAAUGAACGAAAGACGGAGUCGCGAGCAGCCUCUGCUGCUGGGAGCUAUAAAAGCGAAUAUUGGCCAUAGUGAAGCUGCCAGUGGUAUAUUUGCUGUGAUCAAGGCGGCUCUGAUGGUGGAAUCCGGUGUCAUCCCUGGAGAGGAAGAAUGGAAUGUUAAAGUAAAUGUGGAUACGAUAUUGUGGCCGAAGAGCCCCCUUACCCGGCGGGUUGGGGUAUCGUCCUUCGGAUAUGGUGGCACCAACGGCCAUCUGAUACUGGAGGCCGCGCAGUCCGACCAUGGACAGACAAGGGUACAAACAGGGCAUGAGAGCUCAAGCCCUAGCAGGGCUUUGGUAUGUUUCACAGCACACGAUCGAGCUACCCUGGAGAAGAAUAUCGAGGCACACGCUUGUGUUGUCGACAAUCAUCACCUCCAAGAUGUGGCCUACACACUCAAUUGCCGUCGAACACACUUUACCCAUAGGGCCUUCACCAUUGCUCUUGAAAAUAAAGAAACACCGAGCUUCAGCAAGCAAAGCAUGGAAUUUGGAGUGGCAGAAUCUUCUGGUCCGGUUGCCUUCGUCUUCACGGGACAGGGUGCCCAGUGGGUUGGCAUGGGAAGAGAUGCUAUGCACACUCUAUCCACGUUCAAGAUAACUAUCAGAUCCCUGGAUCAGUAUCUACGAACAUUAAAGCCGCCGGUAAGAUGGACCAUUGAGGAGGCCUUACUCGGAAACAUCGACUCAGAACACAUUGCCGAGCCGGAUAUUGCACAGCCAUUGUGUACAGCAUUCCAGAUUGCCAUAGUUGAUCAGCUAAGGAAGUGGGGAAUCACUCCAUCUGCUGUUGUGGGGCAUUCCUCUGGGGAGAUUGCUGCAGCAUAUGCAGCAGGUAUGCUAUCAGCCCAGGAAGCUUUUGCGACCUCUUUUUAUCGCGGCCAAGCAGUUGCACAAGAAGGCCCUGCAGGCUCGAUGCUUGCUGUCGGAGUCGGCAUGGACAGGAUCGAGCCUUACAUUCGUGAUACAGACGUUGUUAUCGCAUGCGAGAACUCCCCCGAGAGCGUGACGCUCAGCGGCUCGGAGAGUUCAACUGAGAAACUUAGAUUGCAGCUUGAGGCCUCUGAGGCUUUUGUGAGGGAGUUAAAAACAGGAAGGCCCUACCACUCGCCUGCAAUGAAAGCCAUUGCUCCUCUUUAUGAGCAACUCCUUCGAGAGGCAGAUUCUGAAGCUGGAUCGUCAGCUCCCUCAGAGCGGCUCUCCCGCGUCCCAAUGUUAUCUUCUGUUACGGGGAGACAGGUUUACGAGAAUGAUAUUAAUUCCAGGUAUUGGGUGAAAAAUCUCAUCAAUAGUGUCCGCUUUCAUGCAGCCAUAACCGAGCUCAAGAGUAUAGAAGAACUGAAGCAGUUGAGUCACUUUGUCGAGAUUGGACCUCAUUCGGCACUUUCUGGACCACUGAAACAAAUAAUAUCGGCUAAUAGCCUGACGCAAAGAAUCAAAUACAUUCCGACUAUUAUCAGAGGAUCUGACUCUUGCAACGACUUGCUGCGAGUCGCCGGCCGUUUGUUCCUCUCCGGCUACAGUGUUCGCUGGCAUGGUAUUAUGCACGACUUGUGCAAGAAGCCAGGUCCACGACUACUAGUUGACCUGCCCUCUUACCAAUGGAACUAUACAAAGGAGUACUGGCGAGAGACACGACUAAGCCAGGAGCAGCGCCAACAAUCAGAACCUCGGCAUGACCUGUUAGGCAGACGAGUUGCAGGGCUUUCAAAAACGAUCUAUGUCUGGAAGAAUAUUUUACGGCUCCGAGAUGUGCCGUGGCUGAGAGACCAUCGCGUUGGAAGCGAGGUCUUGUUGCCCGGUGCAGCGUACAUUGCUAUAGCAAUCGAAGCCUUAAGGCAAAUCAGUGAUACACUGUUCAGUCCGAGCAAUGGCACGUGCUUGAAGGACAUUGGAUUCCAGCAAGGGCUUGUGAUACCAGAUACCGACAAUGGAAUUGAAGUGGUGACCCGAUUGUCGCGCCAAAGUAAUAAGGGAUCCGACUGGUUUACAUUCACUGUCGAAUCUCUUCUGGACAAUAACUGGACCACCCAUUGCAGUGGCCAUAUAACGCCUCGCAAGACGAAGCUCAAUGUAUCCAGACAGUGCCAUCAACAGGUGAUUAAGAAACUUCAUCAACGUACUCACCCCGACAGAUGGUAUAAGACAUUCGAUCGGGUUGGAGUCUUUUAUGGACACAUUUUUGAGCGCUUAGGAGAAGUCAAUUCCAAUGGCCGGGAUUAUACAGCAGCAAGUACCAUCGGGUUGGAUCAAGAGAGCGGAUCAAUCGACGGCGAAUCAAGAUAUGUUCUGCAUCCAGGGACUAUUGAUGCCUGUUUCCAGCUGGCCAUUAUCUCCUUCGAGAAGGGACGAUAUAAUGUCAUGCCGUACAGCACAAUCCCGAUGCGGGUCGAAGAGAUAACCAUUGCCUCUCCAGAAGAGGCUGAAGGAAAUGGAUUUGCGUGGACGGAUGAGUGCCAGAGCCCCCUUUUCCGGUCACACAUACAACUGGUUAGCUCGAACGGGCUCCCGAUUUUGGAAUGUAAGGGGGUUUGGUUCAAAGAGCACGAGAUGAGCUGGUCGGCUCGCUCGACGGCGGUCAUUCCGGACCAGAAGUACAUGCGAUACCGGUGGCAACCUGACAUUGACUAUGCAUUUAAGUUUCUGGGAAAAUUGUCCUACAAGUCGCUCGGAGAGGCUGUCGUCGAAUUAAUUGGCCUGGUUAACCACAAGCGGCCCAUACAAAGAGUGUUCGUCUCCGCAGGAGACGAUUAUAGUUUGAUCGAGGCCGUGGCGCGCUGGGUUCCCGUUAUUGCGAACUUAACGAUUGCUGAGAUGUCCGACGGGGAUGUGGAAAAGAAAUUAGUGUUCACUAUACCAGAGCAUAUAUCGGUAAUACAGCUCUCACCAAACGUGUCUCAGCUAUCUUCAACCCUGGAGGGCGAACAUGACCUUGUCGUUUUCAAGGGUCAGUUAAAUUCGGACGUUAUCCAAGAACUACAGUCCAUCCUGACGCCCACCGGUAGAAUGCUCCUAAUGCAGGAUGGAAACACAUCGGGAAUUAGCAGCUGUCUGGACUGUCCUCUCAUGAUCUCCAGGCCAGCUUUAGGGCAAUCUGUCUCACAGACUAGUCUGCUACUCUCCCAGGAAUUAGAACAUGGUAUUAAUCGAGAAAUAGAGCCGACAGCGGUCACCUUGGUGGUCAAAGAAAGUUCGAACCAACAUCUCGUGAACGAGUGUGUGAAAGCACUACAGGUCUUGAAAAUAUCUGUCGAUGUGGUAAAACUGCACGAGACGAAUCAUCAAUCAAACCAACAUACGGUUAUUCUUGACGUUGAUGGUCGCAUUUUGUCGAAUCCCUCGGAGACACAAUUUGAUUUGCUCAAGAAGCUAGUUCUCUCCGAGGAGAAUGUGCUUCUCUGGCUCACUUUGGGUACCAGCCAAGGCCGUAGGGCCGAAGGCGGGCUGAGUCUAGGAUUCUUGCGGGUUGUCAGAUCGGAGAAUCCUGGGGCUAAGAUCCUAUCAUUGGACGCUAUGCUAACAGUCCUGGGAGCUGCAGCACCUCGGAGCUCUGGCCACGAGACAGAGUUCUGGCUUCAUGAAGGAAUUCUACAUACCAAUCGGUUGAUGCCCUGGGCAUGCCCCAGUACAUCUCCGAAAGAUAAUGAGAUGGUGAAACUACCACCAAACAUACCGCUACAGAGCGAGCUUGUGAAUAGCGAAUUGGUCUUCAGGGAGAGUGAGGAAUACAUGAUUGAUGCAGAGGGGGACGAAAUAUGUCUCCAAGUGGAGAUGACAGAAUACCAGAGUUGGAGUCCUAACCAACGCACGAAGCAACCGGUCAUCGUCGUCGGCCACGCAAUCCCCAACCAUUGUGAAGAUACAGUUGGCCAGAUGGUCACGCUCGCCGCACAGAAUGGCUAUCAAGCCAUUGUAAAGGCAAAGGAAGGUGCUUGUUUCGAAUGUGAGGGUCUUGACCCAGCGUUCCUUUGUGCUACCCUUCCAACCGUGUGCAAAGUCCUUCUUUGCAUGAGCUGGCUAGGAAGAGCCCAUAAGGAUGAUUAUAUUCUGCUUUUACAUAUGCCCUUAUUAUUUGUGCGGUUGGCCAUCAAUUUCAGUAGGGAAUUGAAUGCCCGGAUCACUGUCGUUGUAGCAACGCAAGAAGAGAGUGACGAACUAUAUGAAGCCUCGUCGUCCGGUAUUCCGAUUGUUGUUGUUGAGGAUUUGCAUACGUCUCAUAUGUCGCCAGUCCUCGAAGCUACCUCUGGGGAAAUUUCACUGGUGAUAAGCAAUCGGUUCUCGGCAGCUGGCCAAGAGGCAUGGAGACACAUAUCAGCGGCCGGUCGGUUUCUCUUAUGCAAUGGGGAGAUAGAAGGGACACUGGACCCACGACCUUUCAGCAAGGGUGCUUCUUUUCUGCCUAUGGGCUAUGGAUCCCUAUGUACACGACCAGAGAUGGCGGCUGAAAUCCUACAGGAUGGGCUGGAGUUUCUGAAGAAGAACAAGGACAUCUGGACGUCCCAUGUGCCAGUUUACAGCAUUGAUCAAUUGCCCGCGCAGCCUAUUAACCACCAGUCGAAUCGAUCCUCAGAUUCAAACGAAAAGUUAAAUGCGGCAGUGAAAUUCAGAUACGGUGAAAGUCCUGCGAAGAUACUACCUUCGAACCGGCGGAUUCAAUUCUACCCCGAUGCAGCAUACCUACUCAUUGGAGGGCUCGGCGGCCUUGGAAGCAGUCUGGUCCGCUGGAUGGCCGAGCAAGGAUGUCGACAUUUUGUCUUCGUAUCACGCUCAGGCGCAACGCGGCCAAAGGCAGCUCAGACCGUUGAACUUGCCAAAAAGGCUGGCGCAUCAGUGCAUGUAUUUCGGGGUGAUGCUGGUAAUGAGUCCGAUAUGAGAGCUAUUGUCGCUCAAGUAAUGAAAGAACGACCGAUUCGUGGUGUGGUGCAUGCUGCAAUGGUGCUGCAGGACGGCCUGCUACAAGACAUGACAGCCGCACAAUACCAAGCUGCCGUUACUCCCAAGAUCCGCACAGCACAAAUUCUCCAUUCCGUCCUUAUCAACGCCCCGCUAGACUUUUUCGUCAUGACCAGUUCGAUCUCGGGUACAAUAGGUACACCAGGCCAGACGAACUACAGCGCCGGCAACAGCUUCCUCGACGCAUUCGCAGUAUACCGUCAGUCCCUCGGCUUACCCGCCUGCUCCAUAGCGCUACCCAUGCUGCUCGACGUCGGAGUAGUGGCAGAAAACCAAAACGUCGAGGACUCCCUCCAGCGACUAGGCUUUUACGGAAUCGACGAGAUAGAGACGCUCGAGGGUCUCGAAGUCGCCAUGUCCCCGAACAGUCCCACCCAUCUCGUGCUAGGGCUUGAUCCCUCCCUGCUGCACCGCUCCUCUGGCACGAACCGUCUAUUCUGGCACGGUGAUGCUCCUUCGAAACCAGAUGGGGAUGUUCUUGGUGACGGUGAAGAGCUUGAUCAUGAGACGUUGAUGGCCCGCGUUGGUGACCGGAUUGUGAAAAAUUGUGCCAGUAUGCUGGGUAGGGACACUGGCGAGAUCAAUUUUAGUAAAGGGACUGUUGCCUCGUAUGGACUGGAUAGUAUGAUUGGAUCGGAGUUGCAGCAGUGGCUUUUCGGAGAGUUUGGGCUGACGUUGAGUUUUCAUGCAUUCACUACGCCAGAGAUGACGUUUGAGGGGUUGACGAGGCAGGCGGUUGAGUCGCUUGGGGUGGGUGGUGCUGAGUGA
Messenger RNA from Aspergillus welwitschiae, 6729 nucleotides. RefSeq names its product polyketide synthase. Gene Ontology annotation, molecular function: 3-oxoacyl-[acyl-carrier-protein] synthase activity; fatty acid synthase activity. The record is from RefSeq and is a predicted model, not a curated record. NCBI's taxonomy places the organism in Eukaryota, Fungi, Ascomycota, Eurotiomycetes, Eurotiales, Aspergillaceae. The transcript has 13 exons. Gene Ontology annotation, biological process: fatty acid biosynthetic process; secondary metabolite biosynthetic process. Bases 1 to 6729 code for a protein of 2242 amino acids.